AUGCCUCCAAAGGCCCCGAGGCUCACAGUAGAAAAAGAUGCACUCCCAUCCCAAGUACUGGAGAUCAUUGGAGGAAUCACUUUUGAGGCCCUCCAGAGCCUGGAGGAUCCUGAAGAAAGAGACGUGUGGUCAAUGGAGGAGGGAGAUGACUCUGUGUUCUACAGUGACGAGGACCGAGCUCAUCAGGACAUAAAAGCAAACACAUCUUGUGGGUUUGGUGCUAUCGACGGCGAGCUUCUUGUCAACAGUGUGGCAGCUGAUGAGGAUGAUACGGGGGAUGAAUGCACCAUGGACGAAGACAUCGCAGAGUUGGAGACGGAAGUGACUCAGAAGGUCAUUCUGAGUGAGAAAGAAGAGAAUCGACAAGAGCUCCAGAAAUCAAAAGCUGUACCCAUGGAUCAGUCAGAUCCUGCAGAACCAGGAGCACCGUCUAGUCUAACUGCAGAGAAGCCAGCGAGCACCUGUGCAGAAUCUCUAACCUGCACCAUUACAGACAUGCAAACGCAGCAAAACAUACUAGCAGAAAAAGCAAAUCUACCGGUUGAAAAAAUACAAGUGAAGCCAAACAGUGAACCCUUUUAUGAAACCAACGAGGAGCGUUGUACAAGACCGAGCAGGGAGGCAGACGUCCCAGAGCAGAAUUAUAGUGCUCAACUCCAGAUGUCCGGUGGCAGGCCGCUUCAAGUGGAGCUGGAGGAGGACCACACCUCCAAUGUCUCUGUGGGGUUUCAUCAAAACUCCAGUUCAGGCUACUCCACUUUGCCUCGGCCAAAGAAAUCCUCCAACCACCUCUCUUCCUCCAAAUACGACACCGCGUCCUUCCGCAAGAUCCGCAGAGGCAACACCCGCCAGAAGAUAGAGGACUUUGAGUACAUGAUCAGGAAUUUAUAAGAUGAUGGUUUUAAGCUCUUUUAAGAACAAUGUAAACUGCUGCACAUGAUCCAUAACAAAACUGACUGCAUAUCUAUACCACGUGGUACACAAUUUACAUAUUUAUUUGUUCUAAAAUGUGUACGUAUUGAAAAUAGGAUGAAACUCUCCAGGUCACACAAGAUUUCCAAAUAGAGUGCCAUUUAUAUCUGUUGUAUAGUAUCU
Molecule: messenger RNA, 1095 nt
Organism: Cyclopterus lumpus (lumpfish)
Lineage: Eukaryota; Metazoa; Chordata; Actinopteri; Perciformes; Cyclopteridae
Exons: 2
Coding region: 1-891 (296 amino acids)
Source: RefSeq, a predicted model, not a curated record